Molecule: messenger RNA, 3804 nt
Organism: Oncorhynchus tshawytscha (Chinook salmon)
Lineage: Eukaryota; Metazoa; Chordata; Actinopteri; Salmoniformes; Salmonidae
Product: muscarinic acetylcholine receptor M5-like
Exons: 2
Coding region: 1468-3102 (544 amino acids)
Biological process (GO): G protein-coupled receptor signaling pathway, coupled to cyclic nucleotide second messenger; adenylate cyclase-inhibiting G protein-coupled acetylcholine receptor signaling pathway; chemical synaptic transmission
Cellular component (GO): dendrite; synapse; plasma membrane
Molecular function (GO): G protein-coupled acetylcholine receptor activity; G protein-coupled serotonin receptor activity
Source: RefSeq, a predicted model, not a curated record
ACGGCAGUGGACACCCACACACUCCUCCUCUCCACCCCUUCUUCCCAUCUACAUGUUCAGUGUCCUGUAACAUGACGAGCCAUGGGGAAUUUAUCCUCCCGCCCAGCCUCGGCUCCAUCUGUGACUGUGGUCCGCGUGGAGUAGACCCAGACUGUAGCCUCCACACCUGGGGAACCUCAGACAUGCUCCAUCACCCAUAGUCCACAUCAGAGCUGCUCUAACUUCAACAGAGAUCCAGAGGACAGUUGACUAUCUGCUCUAUUUCUUUGUAUAAGAACGUGAACGCCAGAGAUCACCUAGAUCACACUCUGCUUUUCCCAGAAGGCAUCCACUGAGAGACUGGGAGAUUUCACUGGAAUGACCUGAGAGAAGACAUCAUCCUUAGUCCCUCUCGAUUGUAAACAGAGAUCUACAGAGAAGACAUCCUUAGUCUCUAUUGUAAACAGAGAUCUACAGAGAAGACAUCCUUAGUCUCUAUUGUAAACAGAGAUCUACAGAGAAGACAUCCUUAGUCUCUAUUGUAAAAAGAUCUACAGACAUCAUCCUUAGUUCCUCUCUAUUGUAAAAAGAGAUCUACAGAGAAGACAUCCGUAGUCUCUAUUGUAAACAGAGAUCUACAGAGAAGACAUCCUUAGUCUCUAUUGUAAAAAGAUCUACAGACAUCAUCCGUAGUCCCUCUCUAUUGUAAAAAGAGAUCUACAGAGAAGACAUCCGUAGUCUCUAUUGUAAACAGAGAUCUACAGAGAAGACAUCCUUAGUCUCUAUUGUAAAAAGAUCUACAGACAUCAUCCGUAGUCCCUCUCUAUUGUAAAAAGAGAUCUACAGAGAAGACAUCCGUAGUCCCUCUCUAUUGUAAAAAGAGAUCUACAGAGAUGACAUACAUGAUUUCAACAUCUCCUCCUUUCUCUCUGCUGUAAAGGUCACAGCUACAACUGGGGAAGUCCUUCUACUGGCCACUAGGGAAGAGAACUGCUCAGCCUCCAAUCAGCCUGGCUCAGAGAGGCUGUCUGUCACUUACAGACUGGAGCUACUGUAAACAGGUCAUGCUGCUCUGGACUAGUGGAGACACUGAACACUAUGAGGUGAGAGCAAAUACCUUUACCUAGCCUUUCUGCUAGGGUUAUUCUGACCUGGUGGAGUGGAGCAUGGGAAAAAGCAAGUGAGAAGGAAGAUUUAGAGAAAGAGAGAGGUAUUGAAAAGGAGAGGAAGGGUAAAGAGAGGGAGAAGGUUGAAGAAAGAGAGCAAAAGAAGGAGAGCGAGCUCACCUGGAGGACAGGUAAAGGAAUAGCUAAGAUCAUAUUGAAGAGGAGUGUGACCGUGUGGAAGACUUCCUAGCACCGGAGAGACAUAUCUGCGAGAUGACAUAUCUGCUGGGAGCCCACAGUAAAUAAUAAUGGAGCCACAGAGAGACAAUUCCAUACCUAUCUCCUCACUGUAACAUAGCGAGACAGCCACUAAACCAACAAAAUGGAUGUAGAGGACCUCCAGAUCCAAAACUCAACAUUUGAUGGCAACACAUCAGACAUUCAGCCUGUCCCACACAACCUAUGGGAGGUCAUCACCAUAGCGACCAUAUCGGCCAUCGUCAGCCUUAUAACAGUCGUAGGCAAUGUUCUGGUGAUGCUGUCGUUCAAGGUCAACAGUCAACUAAAGACAGUCAACAACUACUACCUUCUCAGCUUAGCCUUCGCUGACCUCAUAAUAGGAGCCCUGUCCAUGAACUUAUACACCUCAUACAUUCUAAUGGGCUAUUGGUCCUUAGGGAACCUAGCCUGUGACCUCUGGUUAGCCCUGGAUUAUGUGGCCAGCAAUGCCUCCGUUAUGAACUUGUUAGUCAUCAGUUUCGACAGAUACUUCUCCAUCACAAGGCCGCUGACCUAUAGAGCCAAGAGGACGCCGAAGAGAGCGGCUAUUAUGAUUGGCUUAGCGUGGUUGGUGUCGUUUGUCCUCUGGGCGCCGCCUAUCCUGUGCUGGCAGUACUUUGCGGGAGAGAGGACGGUCCCGGCAGACCAGUGCCAGAUCCAGUUCUUCUCCGAGCCGGUGAUCACGUUCGGCACGGCCAUCGCAGCGUUCUACAUCCCCGUCUCCAUCAUGACCCUCCUUUACAGUAGGAUCUACAAGGAGACAGAGAAACGCACCAAGGACCUGGCUGAGCUGCAGGGUCUCACCACAUCUGGUCACCCAGAGACUGUUAAUAAACCCCAGAAAACAGUUCUGUUACAGUCCUGUUUUGGCUCCAGUAACGACAGGAGGGACAGGAGGAACCAGGCCUCAUGGUCCUCGUCCAACCAGAGCAACGUUACCAAGACCACGACCCGGUCGGACAAGCUGGCCUGGGCCCAUGCUGACCAGAUCACCUCCUUUAACAGCUACACCUCGUCCGAGGAGGAGGAGACUCACCAUCCUGUUUCCGCGGCAACCUCUCAGGGGACAAUCAAAGGUCAAGUUCAAAGUCAGACAGAGAAAGGACAGACAGCCGCCGAUUACGGUGAUAAUGAAGAAGGCGAGUAUUUCCAGACCGCCACUCCACCGCUGAAAAAACUCAGCAAGAAGGGAAUCUCUUACAAGUUCAAAUUGGUCUCGAAGGAUACCAGCAGCCCUCCUCAGAAUGACAAAAUCACCAACAACACAGACCUCAAAACAGCUCCUCCACGUCCCUCUGAGUCUGACCAGAUAGGUCAGAACCACCACCAGAACUCCUCUCCAUCAUCCCCCACCACCACCACCACCCCCAAGCCCAUGGACCCGUCCCUGAAGAGCCAGAUCACCAAGAGGAAGAGGAUGGUCCUCAUCAAGGAGAAGAAAGCUGCUCAGACCCUCAGUGCCAUCCUCCUGGCCUUCAUCCUAACAUGGACGCCGUACAACAUCAUGGUGCUCAUCUCCACCUUCUGUUCUGACUGCAUCCCUGUGUCUCUCUGGCACCUGGGCUACUGGCUCUGCUAUGUCAACAGCACCAUCAACCCCAUGUGUUACGCGUUGUGUAAUAAGACUUUUCAGAAGACCUUUAAGAUGCUGUUGAUGUGUCAGUGGAGGAAGAAGAGAGGGGAGGAUAAGCUGUACUGGUGCGGACAGAACCCGGCCAUCAACAGCAAGAUGACAUGAUGUGGUGCAGCAGCAGACCCUUUUAUCUAAAAUAACUUUUUGUACAGCAGAUAUGUUUAGCAAAUGUGGCCCAAAUGGUAUUAAACCCACAACAACAACAAAAAAACAAAACGUGCAGAACUGAGUUUGGGAAACGUGAUGUACAUAUUGAAUAUACCACACAUUGCUGCAACUGUACUGUAGGGAUAGCAAUGGAAGUGUGCUAGCUCAAAUCACAGUAACUAGUGGUCAUAGAUAUAUCUGUGAGGAUGAGUAAUGCUGUAUACUGUUGCACCAUCACACACCUCUUCAUGUCAAAUGUUUCCUAUAUAAGCUAAUGUGCCUUUGUUAGUCAGAAGGUCUGGUGAUGAAGACUUGUAAUUGUGAAUGGAUCGGUGUUGACCUCGCUACUGUAUUGUGAAUGGAUCGGUGAUGACCUUGCUACUGUAUUGUGAAUGGAUCGGUGUUGACCUUGCUACUGUAUUGUGAAUGGAUCGGUGUUGACCUUGCUACUGUAUUGUGAAUGGAUCGGUGUUGACCUUGCUACUGUAUUGUGAAUGGAUCGGUGUUGACCUUGCUACUGUAUUGUGUGCUGCUUGUGUACCUUUGAUCUGAUCAGUGAAAUAAUCCCAAUUGAAAAGUAUCAUGAGAGAUCCUCUGAAUGCUCUUUUGUUAACACAACCUUUAUAUUACAACUGCUUCGGGGAUGGGCACCAGACCACC